AUGACAAUGGCGUCGCUAAAAUCCCGUAGUCGGGUCGGCUAUGUCGUCGCGAAAAUGACUGCGGGUACGACACCGUAUCCUUCUAGUCUGUUGGCAAUUGCAAAUGCCUUGGCUUUGUCUGUGGCAGUAUAUAUUUUUGCCACUAUUUCUGGUGGGCAUGUGAACCCAGCUGUGACUUUUGAAAUGGCCAUUGGAGGCCAUAUUAGUAUUCCUAUGAUUGUGUUCUACUGGAUCUCUCAGAUGUUUGGUUCUGUCAUUGCUUGCCUUCUCUUGAGAAUCACUAAUGUUGCAGAGAGGCAUGAUGACCUUCGCUGUGGUUUCUCCACAGCCGGGGACCCGAGAUGCGGUUCUCUCGGCGCCAUUGGACCUCUGGCCAUUGGAUUCAUUGCAGGAGCCAACGUCUUGGAAGCAGUUUAUUGGGUCGAACCCUUGUUUGGUGCAGCAAUUCUUUACGAACAUGUGGUGUUCCCCAUUCAGACCUCUGUCUCUUUGGGAGACAUUGCAUAUGGAAUUGGUGUUUAA
Ilex paraguariensis (yerba mate) is the source of this 522-nucleotide messenger RNA. The record is from the annotation of a GenBank genome assembly. NCBI's taxonomy places the organism in Eukaryota, Viridiplantae, Streptophyta, Magnoliopsida, Aquifoliales, Aquifoliaceae.